AUGGAUCCGCGCUCUACAACGCCUACCCCAGGCAACCCAAGCGGGAAGCCGCAGUCGGGGCUACUUGCAAUCCGCGUUUUGUGGGCGGAGAACCUCGCCCUGCCCGACGGGGCUGCCGUGCCCCCCGCGGUGCAGGCCGCCCUGUCGUCGCAGCAGGCCAAGAUCGCCGCAUCGGUGUCGCCUUCAAGCGUCACGCAGAACCGGCUGGCGAACAGGAAGAGCAACAGGGACAGCGUGCAAAGGACGCAGUGCUGGUGGCUCCCGUACCUCGUCAUGGAGUUUGAGGUGAACCAGGUGCUGAUCACCCCCUUGGGCGGCGAUCUGGGCAAGCCGCUGUACAUGUACGAGACGCAUUUCGACGUGUCUCGUCACUCGGAGAUUUCCAUCCAGUGCUACUUGCGUACGGAAGAGCCCAAGCGCGGAGGCGAUGGAAUCGCAGAUGAUAUGGGCAACGAUCUCUUCAUGGGCGGUGUCCGGUUCACUCCGGACUUUGACGAUUCCGCGUCGCAGGACCAGUGGUACGACCUCGCGGGAGGUUCGGGAAGGAUCCAAAUAGGUGUUGCAUUCAAGCCGAGCACGGGUCAAUCGCUCACUAUCGAUGACUUCGAGCUCAUUACGGUUAUUGGGAAGGGAAGCUUCGGGAAGGUCAUGCAAGUUCGCAAGCGAGAUACCUCUCGUAUCUAUGCUUUGAAGACAAUUCGGAAACAAUACAUUGUUCAGCGAGGAGAAAUUACGCACACGCUAGCGGAACGAUUAGUCCUCGCUCGUGUCAACAAUCCGUUCAUUGUGCCCCUCAAGUUCAGCUUCCAGUCUGAGCAGAAGCUUUACCUUGUGCUUGCCUUCGUCAACGGAGGGGAGCUCUUCCACCACCUGCAGCGUGAACAGAGGUUCAACGAAGAAAGGUCACGUUUCUAUAGUGCCGAGCUGCUGCUUGCCUUGGAGCAUCUUCACGAGCUCGAUGUCGUCUAUCGUGAUCUGAAACCUGAGAACAUCUUGCUUGACUACACUGGUCACAUCGCGUUGUGCGACUUCGGAUUGUGCAAGCUCAACAUGAAAGAUUCAGACAAGACGAACACAUUCUGUGGCACGCCAGAAUACCUCGCGCCUGAGAUCCUCUGCGGCCAAGGGUACAACAAGACGAUCGACUGGUGGACCCUGGGUGUACUCCUGUACGAGAUGCUUUCGGGACUUCCCCCCUUCUACGAUGAGAACACAGACGUCAUGUACCAGAAGAUCCUGCAUGAUCCUCUCGUCUUCGGAGACGAUAUCGGGGUCGAGGCACGCAGCAUCCUCACUGGCCUCCUCACUCGGGACCCCACACAACGUCUCGGAGUCAACGGGGCAGAAGAGAUCAGAUCUCAUCCAUUCUUUGCGAACCAUAUUGACUUCCAGAAGCUCAUUCAGAAGAAGAUUCAGCCGCCGUUCAAGCCGAGCGUGUCGAGCCCAGUGGAUGUGUCUAAUUUCGACACCGUCUUUACGACUGAGGUCCCCCUCGAUAGUGUCGUCGAAGGGUCACAGCUUUCGCAGACCGUACAGGCUCAGUUCGCAGGCUUCUCGUACGACGGCACCCACAUGCCUAUCAGCCCUUCGUAA
Dichomitus squalens LYAD-421 SS1 is the source of this 1593-nucleotide messenger RNA. Its product is annotated as serine/threonine protein kinase. Gene Ontology annotation, molecular function: ATP binding; protein serine/threonine kinase activity. Gene Ontology annotation, biological process: protein phosphorylation. NCBI's taxonomy places the organism in Eukaryota, Fungi, Basidiomycota, Agaricomycetes, Polyporales, Polyporaceae. The record is from RefSeq and is a predicted model, not a curated record. The coding region runs from base 1 to 1593 and encodes 530 amino acids. The transcript is spliced from 10 exons.